Messenger RNA from Gasterosteus aculeatus aculeatus (three-spined stickleback), 5947 nucleotides. RefSeq names its product dual specificity phosphatase 7 (gene dusp7). Gene Ontology annotation, cellular component: cytosol; cytoplasm. The record is from RefSeq and is a predicted model, not a curated record. Lineage: Eukaryota; Metazoa; Chordata; Actinopteri; Perciformes; Gasterosteidae. Gene Ontology annotation, biological process: negative regulation of MAPK cascade; peptidyl-tyrosine dephosphorylation. Gene Ontology annotation, molecular function: MAP kinase tyrosine/serine/threonine phosphatase activity; protein tyrosine/threonine phosphatase activity; MAP kinase tyrosine phosphatase activity.
CAUAUGUUACAGUUACUGUAAAAGUUCUAAAAAUGUAUUUCCUCAAUUGUUGAGAUCGAUGAUGAAUUAUUGACCCAGGAAACAAACAUCAACAAAAGAAUAUAACAUUAUUGUUGUUCUAAUUCUCAAACCUAAUUUGAAAGCAUCAUAGCUUUUAGUCAAAUAUAAAUAAACCAUAAUUGUGACAGGCUUAGAACCCUAAAAGUCUUAUUUAUGAGGAAUAUUUUGGCAUUUUUACAACAACAACAAAAAAAGAUAAGGUUGCACAUACAGAACAUGCCUUUCCGUGAAUAAAUCAAAAUGUGUGUGUUUUAUUGGCGGAUUCCUCAGAAUGUGUCAUUCCCAAACGAGCCCCGGUUCCGUUCGGCUCUCAAUGAAUGGACAUGAAUGUCGUGAGAAGCGCCCUUGAGCUCCAGCGACUCCUCGGCGGCUCUGCGCCUUUAAAUCUCUCCACCCCGCCCUCCGUCUCAAUGACAAGCCCGCAGAGCCUCCUCAACGCAUCCAGCGCAGCCGACGGAGCAGAGGCGCACCCCGGGGGGCCAAAAAGCACGUCGAAACCACCGCGGCAGUCAUGAGCUUCGGCGACUCGCCCGCAACUCACACCCCGAGACCCCGACGCGGCGCCCCGCUCGGGCUGGAGCGCGCUCGCCGAAUGGACGUCCGUGGACUGGACUGAACGCCUCCGCUGCAUCUACCGGACCGAAGGAAGGAAGGAAGGAAGGAAGGGGGGGGGGGGGUAAAGAAACCCUCCCGCAUGUUCAAGUUCGCUGCUCCGGAGACCAGAGAGGGACGUCGCCCGCAGGAGCGCGCAGCGGCGGGACGAGAAGUUUAGCGCCGUGAUUUCUCCUCUCUCUCUCUCCUCUCUCUCUCUCCUCUCUCUCUCCUCUCCUCUCUCUCCUCCUGUUGUGUUGCGUUUUUUUUCCCCAUGUCACGCCACGGGACGGGCGGAUUAACGUUUCCCCGAUGAAAAUAAAUCACCUGCGGAGGGACCCCGCGAUCGUGACCGCGACUACCAUGUCGAGUAAGAGCGCGGAGUGGCUGCAGGAGGAGCUGGAGUCCGGCGCCGGCUCCCUGCUGCUGCUGGACUGCCGGACCCACGAGCUGUACGAGUCCUCGCACAUCGAGUCGGCCAUCAACCUGGCCAUCCCGGGCCUCAUGCUCCGGAGGCUGAAGAAGGGCAACCUCCCCAUCCGCUCCAUCAUCCCCAACAACGAGGACAAGGAGAAAUUCGUCAAGAGGUGCAAGACGGACGUGGUGGUCCUGUACGACGAGGCGACCCCGGAGCGGCAGGAGUCCGGGCUCGGGAGCUCCGUGCUGGGGCUGCUGCUGCAGAAACUGCGGGACGACGGGUGCAAGGCUUUCCACCUGGAGGGGGGCUUCAACAAGUUCCAGUCGGAGUACCCUGAGCACUGCGAGACCAAUUUGGACUGCUCCUGUACCAGCAGCUCGCCACCAGCCUCCGUCCUCGGCCUGGGGGGACUUCGCAUCAGCUCCGACUGCUCAGACGGGGAAUCUGACCGCGAGCCGGGCAGCGCCACAGAGUCGGAGGGCAGCCCGCUCCCCAUUAACCAGCCGGCGUUUCCUGUCCAGAUCCUGCCGUACCUUUACCUGGGCUGUGCCAAAGACUCCACCAACCUGGAUGUGCUCAGCAAGUACAACAUCAAGUACAUCCUCAACGUGACGCCCAACCUGCCCAACAUGUUCGAACACGAAGGGGACUUCAAGUACAAACAGAUCCCCAUCUCCGAUCACUGGAGCCAGAACCUGUCUCAGUUUUUCCCCGAGGCCAUCUCAUUCAUUGACGAGGCCCGCUCCAAAAAGUGCGGCAUCCUGGUGCACUGCCUGGCCGGGAUCAGCCGCUCGGUGACCGUCACGGUGGCGUACCUGAUGCAGAAGCUCAACCUGUCGCUCAACGACGCCUACGACUUUGUCAAGCGGAAAAAGUCAAACAUCUCCCCCAACUUCAACUUCAUGGGCCAGCUGCUGGACUUUGAGCGGACGCUGGGCCUCAGCAGCCCCUGUGACAACCACUCGACCUCCCCGACGCACGACCAGCUCUUCUUCACCACCCCGACCAACCACAACGUGUUUCAGCUGGACACGCUGGAGUCCAGGUGAAAACCGGUGGGGUGACUGUUCCUUUUUUUGUGGGGGAGGAGGGUAGGGAGGGGGGGGGGGUGGUAGGUUUUGUUACCAUGAUAACAAGCGGCUGCACUGGAAGGAAGUUGCCAGUUUUAGGGAAUGUUUUUGCCCCCCGAGGCUCGUUGUCUGAGAACUUUGGCGAAGGAACAGCGCCGGACGGGCAGGGAAGGUCACGGAUGCCACCUUCAAAGGGGAACGCUUUUUUUUUUUCUUCUUUUUUUCUUUUUAAUCCGGGUGGGGAGGGGGGGACUGACAAAUUGGGUCUACAGUGGCGUCCUCUCGAUUUGAAAUGGAGAGAGAGAAAGAGCCAUGAUCAACUUGUCUUGUCACAAAGAACCUAGGAGACUUAACCGACCGAGCAAAGGACGCGGGAGGACAGACAGCUUCAUACAAAGAUAGGAAAAAUCUACGGCGCUCGUGAGAGAAGGACAUCCUCUCCGUCUUUCUGCCGGCUCUCUGGCCGAGCUGGCUGGUGCCAAGUGGAGGAUCUGGGAUUCGCUCGUAGGGAAUCUCGCUCUACUGAAUGUAGAGUUUUACAAACCAAGGAAUUAACACAGACAGUAUGUAUGUUUGUUCUCUAUGUACUGUAUCUAUGUCAACGUACAUAGCAGAAAAUCCAGUAUGUCUUUAUGCAUUUUUGUAUAUUUUUGUGUACAUUUGCGCACAAAUCUGUACCUUAUAUAAAUAUAUACACAUAGAAAUUGUAUCUAUUCAAUCCAACAACGGCUUACGAGAUUGUAAAACUAAAGAAAGGGUGGAGACGCCAACAAAGAGGAACGUCAUUGUGAUAUUCCCAGUUGUCUUUUUUUUUUCUUCUUCUUCUUCUUCUUUUCUCCUCGAGGUUUGUAAUGACCUAAUGCAGUUUGCACAGUGGCGUAGCCAUUGACUUGUUGGCACUUGGAGCCGGUGCUGGAAACGGGGCAGAUAAAGAGACAUUCAGAGAGGAGGAGCGCAAAGGAGAGGCCAGUCCCAGGCUGCGACAAGUGCCGACAGCUGCACCGUGGAGUGGGGAGGGAGCAGGGACAGCCCCCACCCCCCCCCACCCCCCCCAUCCCACCAGCAAAGGACGAGGUUCAGGGGUUAGAGGUUUGGGUCGGGUUCGGGGGGGUUGGGGGGGGGGGUGUCGGGGACGAAGACGAGCGGCGGGCCCGAACGGGGCCAGAUAGAUGCUACAGGCGAGUUGACACUCGGUCAAGUGCGGGUUCCUUCUCCCGCCCCCCCGAUGACUCAUCCAGUUGCCUUACAAGAAGAACCAGUUGUCUCCCAGCAGCGGUUUUCUGUCAGUUCAGUAAAGAAGUAAACUUCCUGGACUUCCUCAGUUAUUUCAUCACGUCGCAUACUGUCCGACCAUAGUGUGUUUUUCUUUUGCCAAACUGGUUUCUCACACCUCUGGCGUUUGAGGUGCUACGGCAGUGUUAACGUUCCAAAACGACUUUUUGCUCAACUUAUUUUAGCAACCUUUGGCAAGGAAGUGCCUCACCACUGUUGUAUUGCCGUACUUCUUUUUGCCUAACAGGAUGUUUUUCAAUUUGCCGCCCCAAUUUCCUCUUUUACUGGCGUUGGUAUUAUAGUGUUGUGCACUGGGACUGGCCUCAGCGACAGACUGCACUUAGCUCCUACAGCAGCUCCACGUCCCGUAACUGCAUUGGAGAAAACACAAAGCAAAGGGAUCACCCCCCGUUAGGUCAAAGAAAGGUUUGUCUGAGUUGAUUCACCCUUAAGCCUUGGCUAAAUGAAAGAUAUAUUAAACGCAGAUUGAUAUAAAUAUAUAUAUAUAUAUAAUAGAGCUAAUGGUAAACAGAUUGAUAUUAUUUUGUAUACCUGAGCAUGCUGCGGUACUGUAUGCUCUCUAACAGUGACCACGGGUUGGAUGUUGCAUCACAUGGCAGGAAGACGAUUGAUGAGGACCGUUUUUUUAAACUGCUGUUGCUGCUGAACACAGCGGUACACGGCAUGUAGUUAAAAGAGUUUUCUGAGAUCUUGUCCACAUCAGAAGCACCUUAACUUGAGAUACUCCAAAAAUAAUGUGCAAAUGCUGCAGGAUUUGUGCUUAUUUAACGUAAGUUUCCUCCAAUGAGUCGAACUGCUCUGCAGCACUUAGACUUAUGUCAAUGUCUGUAGGCAUGUUGGGCGUCAUGCAUUAACAAUUUUAUUUUUUUCAUACUAAAUCUCUCCUAAUUUCUUUCGUUGAGGGAUGCUCAUACGGGUCUGAUUCGGCAUGUAACUUUUGCAGACAUAACAUUUAGCAGCGACAGUACCAAAAAAAGAAAAGAAGAUGCUAUUAAUACGCUGUCUAAAUAGCUCAAAAACAUCAUGACACUGGAAUCGCAGCUCUUUUUCAAGUUACGAGUGACGCUCAGACCACCUGCACGUCCUCCUCUGGCCUGAUGGUCCGAGGACGACCUGUAGUUGGUUGAAAUGUUGCAAACGAAGCUGAAAACAACGCACCUUCUCUUGGAGGACUUGCACAUCUGUUUGCUUUGGUAAAGGCUGCAGAGGUUUGGUUUCACAGCGCUGAUGUGGACACGGUCUAGAAACAAAGAAGUGGGCAGAGGGCACGGCUGUUGAAUCUGAACAGGGUUGGUUUUCGCUGGCCUUAUAUAAUCUUUCUAACUUGUUUCUAAUGCUGACUGUUCAAUACUUUGUAUCUCACUUUAGAAAAAAACGUUGUGUAAACAGUCAUUUGUUGUCAUUUGAAUCAGAACAUGGUAAUAACCGCGGGUCACACAAAGUCCUCUUUGUUACUCUGCAAUAUAUAUCAAAACACCCUUUUUGCAGUUUUUUGUAGAUCCAAGACCUCAAAUUUUUUUUAAACUUCUUCUUUUGUACUAUAUCUAUUCUAUUAUUACCACACAAGAUCCAGCUCGAUAGGGCUCGUGGACCGAAGUACCAUUUCACCUGGGGUGUCCAAAACCUAAAGAGGCCCCACUGACACCCACGCAGCCGGAGCUGUGGGUCAGCAUGCCAGUUGUGAGCGACGAUUACAGCCCCCUGCUUAUAUAAUUACGUCUUUCUCCGUUUUGAUAUCACGUGCUCUAUUCCUGUGGCCUUUCGAUAUGAAUAUAUAUCUAAGUAUAUAUAAAUAUAUGUUUUUAAUUAAUAUGCAAAUUUCCUGUCCUGCAACAUCAGAGAUGAAAACCGUGCUACCACGCUUGAAUGGCUUUCUCUCAUCUGCAGUUACACCCGACUUAAAAGUAGAAAAACAACCUCAUCCCUGGCACCCUAGGAUUGAAAUGUAUUUCAGUACGGAGCUUUUCUAUUUCACCAGAAUAUGGAUGGUUUCAAGCUGCUCUCUUGUGUUUUCUUUUGUGUGCGUGUGCGUCUUUGUAACAAUGGAAGAGAAAUCAAGUCUUUUUCUCUGUUUGUACAUUUGCCAGAUGACGGGAACGGCAGUUUCUGUGUCCUUAAACUUGUAGCUACAUCUCGGUAGGAGUGUGCUCGGGAGCGGAUGAGAAGCGGGCGCGAAAGAGAGGGGCGGCGGCGCUAAAUACAACGUGAGCGAAAAAGUGGAUGAUUUUAAAAAUGUUACCUCAGUGAGGAAUUUUUCAGGGAUUUUUUUGACAAUGCAUCUUGCAUCGUGUUACGGCUUCAGACACACGUCGAAAAGCUGUUUUGUAUCGUGCUGUAAACAGUUUUUAAAAGAAAAUGCAAUCUGAAAUUUGAAAACAAGGGGCAUGUUAACCGGGACAGUUUCAUCAUCUGUCUACUGAAGGAAAUAUGAUUGACCCUUUGUAUUGUACAGUGUAUGGAAACAACACAAGACAUGUUUAUACCGCAAAUAAAUAUUGAAAUAUUUUUUUCUUCA